AUGCUCGACACAACUUCCAGCUUCUCCUUUCUAAAAUUCCUGGUGGUGGCGGGCGUUGGUCUGUUUGGUGAUGGAUACCUGAACCUGAGCAUCGGGCUUGCUGUUCCCAUGCUCGGAUAUCUCUAUUUCCAAGAUGAGACGAACGCAAUCCCUACUGUCCCGGCAGAUACGAUUAAAGCUUCGCUCUCCAUGGGCAUGAUCGUGGGCCAGAUCGGCUUUGGCAUCUUUGGCGACGCCCUGGGCCGUCAUAGGAUCUACGGCAAAGAGCUUAUAGUGACAAUACUUGGAACCUUGCUGGUUAUCUUGAUGCCGUGGAAGGGCUUCUCGCACCACGAUGUUGUCGCAUGGAUGUCCGUGUUUCGUGUGGUGACAGGUAUCGGCAUCGGCGGAGACUAUCCGAUGACCUCAGCUUUAUCCGCUGAACACAACCCCCUGCGCUCGAGAGCGAAACUUGUCCUGACAGUGUUUGCCUCUAUCGGUCUUGGAGGCAUGACUUCUGGCAUCGUCUAUCUCAUCCUCCUUGCUGCCUUCAAGUCGUCUGUCAACGACAACAUUUACCAUCUGCAAUGGGUGUGGAGGUUAUUGUUCGGCAUUGGACUCAUUCCACUUAUCAUCACACUGUAUUUCCGGUUGACAAUGCCUGAAAGCAAGCCCUAUCGACAAUAUGUUGCCGAGGAGACAUCCCUCAAAAGGGACGGCAAACGAGGGCUCCGUGAGCAAUUCCGAGAUUUCAGGGAGUAUUUCUCGCAAUGGAAGCACGCCAAAGUCCUGUUCGCUGUCAGCAUGUGCUGGUUUCUCUUCGAUAUUGCCUUUUACGGAGUCAACCUCAAUCAGAGCAUCGUGCUUUCGAGAAUUGGAUACGGCAAGGGACCAACCCCGUGGCACACCCUGUGGAACACCGCCGUGGGCAACAUCAUCGUGGCGGCUGCGGGAUAUCUCCCAGGCUACUACAUUGGAAUUUUCCUCCCAGACUGGAUCGGCAGAGUGAAACAGCAAUUCUACUGCAGCGCCGCCGUCGCCGUGCUGUACGCGAUCUGGGCGGGUGUGCUCAACCACAGCUCCACGGCCGGGCUAGUGACGCUGUUCACACUGUCGCAGUUGGUCCUCAACAUGGGCCCCAACUGCACCACGUUUCUCAUACCGGUCGAGGUGUUCCCGACCCGGGUUCGCGGCACCGCGCACGGCAUCGCGGCCGCCUCGGGCAAGGCCGGCGCCAUGGUGACCGCCUUCUCCUUUGGCUCGCUCACAGACGCCAUCGGCCUGCCUGCCGUGCUCGGCAUCCUGUCCGGGAUCAUGGCUCUCACUGCGCUCUGCACGCUGUUGAUUCCCGAGACGAAAGGCCGUACUCUGGACGAGAUCGAACAGGGUGUUGUCUAUGGUGUCAAAGCCAGCGGCACGGCGUCGAGCAUGGGCGAGUCUCCCGUCUUGGAAGGCAAGACAAAGGUCCAUGUGAGCGCCGACGGCAAGGGCAGGGACCUCGAGUCUAUCUGA
Fonsecaea nubica is the source of this 1491-nucleotide messenger RNA. RefSeq lists its product as hypothetical. Gene Ontology annotation, cellular component: plasma membrane. The transcript is spliced from 6 exons. Lineage: Eukaryota; Fungi; Ascomycota; Eurotiomycetes; Chaetothyriales; Herpotrichiellaceae. Gene Ontology annotation, biological process: carboxylic acid transport; transmembrane transport. The coding region runs from base 1 to 1491 and encodes 496 amino acids. The record is from RefSeq and is a predicted model, not a curated record. Gene Ontology annotation, molecular function: carboxylic acid transmembrane transporter activity.